AGGCGAAGCUCUGAACUCCCCGAGAGUGAAGGUAGGACAGGGAGAGGAAGCAGGAGAACAGAGCUGCACAGUCCCUCCUGACGGCCAAGCCCACACACAAACGCACACAGACACACACUUACUCUGACGCAGGUACUUUUGGACUUUCAACCCGUUUUGUGGACUCCAAAAGCUGUCCUCUGGAACUCUACCUGUGCUUGCCUUCGCUCCCACGCACUCUCCCUCCUCAACUCUCCACCCCAACGUCACUCCCCCAGUCCCCCGCUCGGUGAGGGCAGAUGGCCGCGGCGUGGGCCUCUCUCGGGGGGGCCUUAGGCUGUGCCCUGCUGGCCCUGGUCUUGGGGAGCAGCAUGGAUUUCGGGGCACCCCCUGCGAGCUUCUACCCCCGUUUCAACCCCUUCUUCUUCCUGUGCACCCACCAUGGGGAGCUGGAUGGAAUCGGGGUGGCAGAAGGCGGGGGAGAGGUACUACUCACCCUGCAGAUUACGGGCAACCCCAUCGCCUACACCCCCGGACAGGAGUACCAAGUAACCAUCUCCACCAGUGUAUCCUUUGAUGGUCUGCUGGUGACUGGCCUCUACACCUCCACGCCAUUCCAGUCAGCUCCCAUUCCUGCUCCAGCGGCCUUUGGCUUUGGUGUGAUGCCAGAGCGCCAGUUUGGUGGAACCCAGUUUGUUUGCAGUGUGGUCGCUUCCCAUGUCAGUCACCAGCCGUCCAGCAGCUUCAGCUUCGUCUGGAUCGCCCCCCCACCCGGCACCGGCUGUGUCAACUUUCUAGCCACAGCAACCUAUCGGGGACAGAUCAUUUUCAAGGAUGCUCUGGCCCAACAGCUCUGUGAGCAAGGAGCUCCAACCGAGUCCCCGUUAAGACCUAGUCUUGUGGAGCUCCAUGGAAAACACGCUGUUCUGCGUGACGACUUUGACUCUAACCUCCAGGGCGAGCUGGACCCGAGCAUCUGGUCUGAGUGCAGGAACUGUGAGGUGGGAGAGCAGUGUGGUGUACUGAUGCAUGGCAGAGCGGUCACUUUCUGCGAGCCCUUUGGAGAACGAGAGCUGACCACUGUACCUCUCAACACCAGCACAGCCUCAGUCCUGCAGUUUGCCCUGGGCUCAGGCUCCUGCCGGUUCAGUUACUCAGACCCCAGCAUCACUGUGUCAUACAGCCUAAGUGGCAACGCCAACACCUCAGAUGACUGGAUCACACUGGAGAAGAUCAGGGCCCCGACCAACAGCAGCACCGUUGUCCACCUGCUUCCCCUGCCGCAUCAAUCCAGGGCUGAUGGCGUUCGUCUCCGCUGGUCUCAGGAGGUCCCCCGUGGACCCGAAGGCUACGAGUCCUGCUGGGGGCUGGACAAUGUGCUGCUGGUCAAUGCUGCCCACAGGGCUCCUCUUAUGGAGGACAACUUGGACCCUCCAGACACUGCCAACUGGCUCUUCUUCCCCGGAGCGACUGUCAAGCAUGCCUGUCAGUCCGAAGGCAAUGCCCUGUAUUUCCAUGGUGGUGAGGGAGUUGGCCACAGCUUUGCCUCCACCAGAGACAUUGACCUGCAUCGGGAGGAAGGAAGGAGCUACUGGGAGGAAGACUUUGAAAGUCUACCGUCAAAUUGGGACAUAGAGGGAGCCGUCUGUGGGACCCACUGUGGGGAGAUUGAGUCCGGCUCAGCGCUAGUGUUUGAGAAAGAGGGCAGGAGGAGGCUGUGCACCCCGUACCUCGACACCACGUCUUAUGGAAACCUUCGUUUCUACUUCACCAUGGGUGGCGGGGACUGUGAUCCAGGAGAGUCUCAUGAGAACGACGUGGUUCUGUUUGGAAGGUCUGAAGGCAGGAGGGAACGCGUGGCCCUCGACAGCCUCCCUUACUCUUCUUACAGGAGUCCCGCGCUCGUAUCGGUGGCGCUGCCCACCGAGCUGCAAACACCAGUCACCCAGUUCUGCCUGGAGCAGCGGUCACAUGGGGGGGCCAACCGCCACGUAUGGGCUGUGGACUUCAUGCAGCUGCUCCCAGUGCUGCCUGGCACCCACACACAUGUUGCUCAGUUCUCCAUCAACCUCGGCUGUGGCUCCUACCAGCCUGCCAACAGCGUGAGUCUGGAGUUUUCCACCAACCACGGCCGCUCCUGGUCUCUGCUCCACACCGAGUGUCUGCCAGAGCUCUGUGCUGGACCCCACCUUCCUCACAGCACCAUCUACUCUUCUGACAACUACAGCGGGUGGACCAGAAUCUCCAUCCCUCUGCCCAAUGCUGCCCUGACGGAGACAACACGUUUCCGUUGGAAACAGACAAGCACUGGAUUGGGCAACAUGUGGGCUAUAGACAAUGUGUAUCUCGGUCCGGCCUGCCUUCGUUUCUGCUCUGGGAGAGGUCACUGUUCCCGCACCGGCUGCAAAUGUGACCCUGGCUUCAGUGGUCCUGCCUGUGAGCUCGCCUCCCAAACCUUCCCGGCGUUCCUGUCGGAGGGCUUCUCCAGCCCGCGCCUCUCCUCCUACCACAGCUUCUCCUCGCUCCGUGGUGCCGAGGUCAGCUUCGGUUGUGGCGUGCUGGCCAGCGGGAAGGCCUUGGUCUUCAACAGAGACAGCAGGAGACACUUGGUUACAUCUCCACUAGACAGCUCCCAGGCCAGGUACCUACAGUUUACGCUUCGCCUGGGAAGCCGAAGCACCCUGAGCUCAUGUCCCGCCCCAGACCAGCCAGGAGAGGGAGUCCUGCUACAUUACUCCUCAGACAACGGCAUCACUUGGACACUGCUGCAGCACUACGCUUACCAAGGCUUCCAUGAGCCAAGGAUCGUGUCGGUCGAGCUCCCUGCCGGUGCUCGUAAAUUCGGCGUGCAGUUCCGCUGGUGGCAGCCGUACCAUUCAGGUCGCGGUCACGAUGUGUGGGCCCUGGAUGAGAUCAGCAUGACCUCCGUGCUGUUUAACACUAUAAGCCUGGACUUCAGCAACGUGCUGGACGUCACCCAGAGUCUCGGUUUCUAUCUCGGCCUUGUCCAGCCCUACUGCCAACACGACUGGACCCUCAGCUUCUCCGGGGAGCCCAGCCCCGGCUCCAGUAUUCGUUACGUGGAAACUCAGUCGAUGCAGAUCGGCGCCUCCUACAGCCUGCAGUUCUCACUGGUCAUGGGCUGUGGUCGCGAGCCGUCCCCUCACAUUGACACUCAGGUCCGCCUGGAGUUCUCCACCAAUCAUGGCCUCACUUGGCACCUGGUCAAAGAGGCCUGUCUGCCCGGCAUGACAAGCUGCUCUGAGUUUACAGCUCCCAGCGUUUACCAUCCAUCAGAGUUCAAAGACUGGAGACGCAUCACUUUGUCUCUGCCUCAGAAGACAUGGUCCAGCGCAACACGGUUCCGCUGGAUCCAAAACUACUACGGAGAGCAGGACGAGUGGGCCCUGGAUGACAUCUACAUCGGCCAGCAAUGUCCUAAUAUGUGCCACGGACAUGGAUGGUGUGACCAUGGACACUGCAGGUGUGAUGAAGGUUUCUCUGGAACAGACUGCCAGCCCUCCUCCCCCCUCUCCUCCAGCGUACUCUCUGACUUUGAGUCCCAGGAUGCACUGCUGGCCACAUGGAGGGAGGUGAUUGGUGGAGAGGUGGUCACCCCCGACAUGGGCUGUGGGGUGGUCUCAUCUGGAUCAUCCCUGUACUUCAGCAAGGCUGGGCUGAGGCAGCUGUUGAGCUGGGACCUGGACACUGAAUGGGCGGAGUUUGUGCAGUUCUACCUGCGGGUGGGCGGAGACUGGGCCGAGUGUAAUCAGGCGGACAGCCGGGAGGAAGGAGUGCUGUUGCAGUACAGCAACGACGGAGGCAUAAACUGGGGCCUCAUCGCCGAGAUGUACUUCACCGACUUCACCAAGCCUCGCUUUGUCCACUAUGAGCUUCCCUUGGCCUCAAAGACGCCCUCUACAAGGUUUCGGUGGUGGCAGCCUCUUCACUCUGGGGAUGGUUACGAUCAGUGGGCAAUUGAUGACAUCAUCAUUUUAUCAGAGAGGGAGAAACACAUCAUCCCCAUGGCCAAUCCAACUCUACCACAGAACUUCUACGAGAAGCCAGCAUUUGACUACCCUCUGAACCAGAUGAGUGUGUGGCUGAUGCUGGGUAAUGAAGGCAUGGAGAGGGAAAGCAACAACAGCUUCUGCGCCUCAACGCCUUCUGCAAUGGUGUUUGGCCGCUCCGAUGGGGACAGGGUGGCCGUCACCAGGGACCUGGCCUUGCGGUCUGGCUACACCCUUCAGUUUAAGUUGAACAUAGGCUGCGAAUCAGAGUUCAGCGCGUCUGCUCCAGUCAUGCUGCAGUACUCUCACGAUGCCGGGCGCACCUGGGCGCUGGUCCGAGAGGGCUGUUACCCAGGAACCCUGGGGGCAGGUGUCUGUGAGGGCAGUGGUCGGGAGCUUAGAGAGCCCACCGUCUACAACACUGGAGACUACGAACAGUGGACCAGGGUGACUGUGGUAAUACCACGCAACGUUGCAGCCAGUAAAACACGCUUCCGCUGGUUCCAGGAGAGCAGCGUGUACAGAGAUGCUCCGCCUUUCGCCCUGGACGGGGUCUACAUCUCUGAGCCUUGUCCCAACCACUGUGGGGGACAUGGAGAUUGCAUCUCUGGCGUUUGCUUCUGUGAUAUGGGUUACACAGUGGAGCAGGAUAGUUGUGUGCCGUCGGUGGCCGGUCCCACUGAGCUGACUGAGGGCUUCGAGGGGAAGUUGAGCCCUCUCUGGCAGAGCCUAAGUGGGGGACAAAUUGGAGGUGGAUGUGGCAUCAUUGGGGAGGGCAAAGCUCUGUACUUCAGUAGCCCCGGGAGGAGAGAAGCGCGCACAGUGCCUCUAGACACCACCAACACCCGAUUGGUUCAAUUCUACAUCCGAAUAGGCAGCAAGAGUUUGGGGCCCACGUGCACGAGGCCUCGGUCCCGCAACGAAGGAGUCAUUGUCCAGUUCUCUACAAACAAUGGGGUCCAAUGGCAGUUCGUUAGGGAGCUGGACUUUAGUUCCUUCCUAGAGCCCCAAGUGGUGACCAUAGAGUUACCACCUGUUGCCAAAACUCCUUACACAGUAUUUCGGUGGUGGCAGCCACAGCAGGGGAAACACUCUGCACAGUGGGCUUUGGAUGAUGUCUUGAUCGGUAUGAACGACAGCUCCAGAACCGGCUUCCACGACAAGUUUGACGGGAUGACGCCUCUGAGGCACAACUGGUACCGCGUUCAGGGUGGGGAAGUGACUGUGGACUGUUUAUCUCUGGACACGGCACUGACCUUCAACUCCGAGGCCAUCGAUAAGAAGCCCAGAUAUGCAGAGAGCUGGGACUUUGAGGUGUCCGGCUCGUCAUUCCUCCAGUUUGAGCUGAGUAUGGGCUGCAGUAAGUCCACCUCUUUCUCCCACGGUGUGCGACUGGAGUACUCUACAGACUGCGGUCAUCACUGGUCUCUCAUCACCCCGGAGUGUGUGCCGCCCGCCAUCGGCUGCGCUGGUUAUACGCAGAGUUCCAUCUACACCUCGACCCAGUACAAACACUGGAGGAGGAUCACUGUCUACCUUCCCAGUGCUGCUAAUUCCCCCAGAACUCGGUUCCGUUGGAUUCAAACCCACUUCACCCCAGGGGCCGAAGGAUGGGCUCUGGAUAACGUGUUGCUCGCCCCGGGCUGCCCGUGGAUGUGCUCCGGACACGGUCUGUGCGACAAUGGCCGCUGUGUGUGCGACAAGGCUUAUGGAGGGACACACUGUGUGCCUUUGGCCCAACUGCCGACUGUGCUGAGAGAAGACUUUAAUGAGAACCUGCAACAGGAGACAUGGCCGGAGGUGUACGGAGCGGAGAGGGGAACUCUGAGCGGAGAGCCUCUUAAAUCUGGCACCGCCCUCAUAUUCAAAGGGGACGGUCUGCGAAUGAUCGUCUCUCGGGAUCUGGACUGCACCAACACUCUCUACAUCCAGUUCUCCUUCAAAUUCAUUACUAAAGGCGUCCCAGAGCGCUCCCAUUCAGUGCUGCUGCAGUACUCUGUGAACGGAGGAAUCAGCUGGUUGAUGUUGGAUGAGUUCUAUUUCCCAGCUUCCACGGACACUCUGUUCCUCCACCUGCCACUGCCGGCCAGCGCUCAGACCAACGCCACCCGCUUCAGACUCUGGCAGCCCUACAACAGCGGAAAGAAAGAGGAGGUGUGGGUCAUAGAUGAUCUCAUCAUUGAUGGAAGCUCCCUACACAACCCACCAACGGUGAUAGACAGCUUUGACGAAGGUCCCAAUGAGUCCAACUGGUUGUUCUUCCCCGGAGGAAACACUGGACUCUACUGUCCCUACCAGAAGACUGGAAUCGAGGAGGACGACUCAGCAAUGGUGUUUGUCUCCAGCGAGCUCGGCGAGCACUCCAUCACCACGCGGGACAUUGACGUAAAUGAGAACACUAUCCUCCAGUUUGAGAUCAAUGUCGGCUGCACAUCUGAAAGCAGUUCCUCCCACCCGGUGCGUCUCCAGUUCUCACGGGACUUUGGUGCCACGUGGCACCUUUUGGUGCCCCUGUGUGCCGGUGGGCCCCAGCCCUCCUCGCUGUGCUCCACGGAGCUCAACCCUGCCAGCGUCUACUUCCCUGGUACAACUCAGGGCUGGAGGAGGGAGGUUAUUCACUCUGGAAAGCUUCGCCUCUGUGGGUCAGUGAGGUUCCGAUGGUACCAGGGUUUCUUUUCAACUGGUUCUUCUCCUCCAACGUGGGCGUUAGACAACAUCUACAUUGGCCCACAGUGUCAGGACAUGUGCAACGGCCACGGUACUUGUGUGGGUGGAAGCCACUGUGUGUGUGACCCCGGCCACUCUGGAUCUGACUGCUCUGUGCCCGACACCCCCAACCCCGAUUUCUUAAAGGAGGACUUCGAAGGGGGAGCUGUGGAUGCGGAGCGUUUCAGACUGCUGAGCGGGGGCAAACCAUCCAGGAAGUGUGGCAUCAUGUCGAGUGGAAACCACCUGUUCUUCAGUGAGGACGGCCUGCGCAUGUUGGUCACCAAUGACAUGGACCUGGCUAAUGCUAGGUUUGUUCAGUUCUUCCUGCGCCUCGGUUGUGGUAAAGCUGCUCCAGACCCUCGCUCCCAGCCGGUUUUGCUGCAGUUCUCGGUGGACGGAGGACUCUCCUGGGGCCUCCUGCAGGAAUUUCUCUUCAGUAACAGCAGUAAUCAGGCUCGCCUGGUGGCCUUGGAGAUCCCUCUGCGUGCUCGCACGUCUUCCACUCGCCUCCGCUGGUGGCAGCCCUCAGAGAAUGGACACUUUUAUAGCCCAUGGGUCAUUGAUCAGGUGGUAGUAGGCGGCAGUGCCAGUGGCUGGGGACCUUUGGAAGAUGACUUCUCAUCAACUGACGGGCGCUCAUGGCUCCUCCACCCUGGAGGAACCCGAAUGCCCGUUUGCGGGUCGGAUGGGCCAGCUUUCGCUUUUAUAGAAAAGUCCAACACUCGCUAUGCUGUCACCACUGACAUCAGUCUGGGUCCAGACGCCUUCAUCCAGUUUGACUUUUCUGCUUCCUGCUCUGUCACCAACUCCUGCUACUCGGUGGAGUUGGAGUAUUCUCUGGAUCUGGGUCUGACCUGGCAGCCUGUGGUCAGAGACUGUCUGCCUACGAGCCCCGACUGCUCCUCCUUUACGCUGCAGAGGCUGCUGGUUUCUGACACAUUUAACAAGUGGGGCCGCAUCACCCUGCCCCUCCCAUCAUAUGCCAGGUCUCCGGCCACGAGGUUCCGUUGGUUCCAGCAGGCUCCGUUUGACAAGCAGCAGACGUGGGCUCUGGAUAACCUCUACAUCGGAGACGGCUGCCCAGAUAUGUGCUCUGGACACGGACGCUGCCAACAGAGCUCCUGUGUGUGUGACCCCGAGUGGGGCGGAGAGUACUGCGAUGAGCCCGUGGUUCCUCUGCCCUCCCAGCUGAAGGACAGCUUCAGCCGAGCUCCUUCCCUCAGCCACUGGCACGUACUCACCGGCGGGAAACUCAGCACUGUGUGUGGAGCCGUGGCCUCUGGAGCUGCUUUGCACUUCAGUGGGAGCUGCAGCCGUCAGCUGGUCACAGUGGACCUCAACCUGACCCACGCCGAGUUCAUCCAGUUCUACUUCAUGUACGGCUGCAUGAUCCCACCCAGCAACCGUAACCAGGGAGUGCUUCUGGAGUACAGCUUGAAUGGAGGAAUCAACUGGCACCUGCUGACAGAAAUCUUCUAUGAUCUGUACACCAAGCCCGGGUUCGUGAAUGUGCUGCUGCCCCCUGCUGCCCGCCAGGAGGGAGUACGUGUGCGCUGGUGGCAGCCACAACAUGAGGGAGCAGACAGCGGUGAUUGGGCUCUGGAUAACAUUCUCAUCGCAGGCUCGGACCCACGGGCGCAGAUAUCGGACACGUUUGGAGGGGUGGCGCUGCCCAACCACGAACGAACCCCUGCUGAUGGGACCUCAGGACGGAUAGGGCAGCUGAGCGAGCAGGAGGAGACACCUAUAGUGAGCGACCAUUGGUUGUUCUCAGAGGACUGCUCAGUGCAGCGUUUCUGCAGCUCCCCUGAUGGAGUGAUGGUGUGUGGCAAUGCUGAUGGGAGCGAGGUGUACGCUGUAACACAUGAUAUCAUCCCCGACAAGGGGUGGGUCAUGCAAUUUAAGAUCGCAGUGGGCUGUGUUGAGCCAGAGCGUCACGCGGAGCGACAAAUCCACGUGCAGUACUCAGUGGACUUUGGAGUGACCUGGAAGUACCUGACGCCGCAGUGCCUGCCUGCUGACCCCCGCUGCGGUGGUCAGGUCUCCCAGCCAUCAGUCUUCUUCCCUGCCGAAGGCUGGAAGAGGGCAGUCUACCCGCUGGCCGACAGCCUGGCCGACACUGCGGUGCGGUUCCGGUUUUUCCAGCAGCACUCAGACAUCCAGUGGGGCGUGGAGAACUUUUACAUCGGGCCAGCGUGUGACGGCCACUGCGGAGGACAUGGAGAUUGUCUGGAUCAGCGCUGUCUCUGUGACCCGGGGUUCACCGGACCGAACUGCUAUGCCAGCACUCCGCUAAAGGCGUCUCUGAAGGAGCGUUUCGACUGGGAGGGGGCAGCAGGCCCUCAGUGGCAGGUGCUGGAGGGCGGGAGGCCCUGUACAGACUGCGGUGUGUUGGUUGAGGGGACAGCCCUGUACUUCGGAGGCGCUGAUGCCAGACAGGCUGUCACUGCAGAUCUGGACCUCCGCGGAGCAAAGUUUGUGGAGUACUGGGCCAGGAUUGGAAGUGACGAUAACAUGACCAUGUGCCACCGUCCGACUUGUCGUAAAGAGGGAGUGCUGCUGGACUUCUCCACUGACGGAGGCGUGUCCUGGACACUGCUGCACGAGAUGGAUUAUCUGAAGUACGUGUCAGUGAGGAGAGACUAUAUCGUCCUCCCUGAAGGAGCUUUGACCAACGCUACUCGCCUGCGCUGGUGGCAGCCAUUUACCAUUUCCUCUGGCCUAGCCACCCCAAGUCUGGAGAGGGCCCAGUGGGCCAUAGACAACAUAUUGGUGGGGGGGUCGGACAUCAACCCACCCACUCUGCUCGACACGUUUGAUGAUGAGGGCGUUUCCCACGAGGAGAGCUGGAGUUUCUACCCCAACGCCGUGCGCACAGCUGGCUUCUGUGGAAACCCCUCCUUCCACUUGUACUGGCCCAACAAAAACCAAGACAAGACACACAACAUCCUGGCCACACGGGAACUCAUAGUGCAGCCCGGUUAUAUUUUACAGUUUAAGAUUGUCGUCGGUUGUGAGGCAGACACCUGUGGAGACCAUCAUUCUGUCCUGCUGCAGUACAGGAAGAAUGCAAGGUCCGACUCGUGGCAGCUGGUACAGUCGGAGUGCCUCCCCUCCUCAGUCAACAAGGUGGGCUGCUCUCCCUUCCAGUUCCACGAGUCCACCAUCUACAGCCCAGUCAACAGCUCAACAUGGACUAGGGUCACUGUGCAACUGCCAGACCACGUCUCGUCAGGGGCUACCGAGUUCCGCUGGAUUCAAAAAGAGGGGACAGGAGAGCGGCAGAGCUGGGGAGUGGACCAUGUCUACAUCGGUGAAGCCUGCCCGGGGCUCUGCAGCGGCCACGGCUACUGUACGAGCGGAGCGGUCUGCAUCUGUGAUGAAGGACACCAUGGUGACGACUGCUCCCUCUUCGGCAGCGACCUGCCCAGCUCCAUCAAGGACAACUUUGAGUCCGGCAGUAUGUCUCCGGAGAGCUGGCAGUUGAUCCAGGGUGGCGGAGUGGGCAGCGGUUGUGGUCAGCUGUCACCGCACGCCCACGGAGACUCACUCUACUUCAAUGGCUGUAAGAUGAGGCAGGCAGUUACCAAACCGCUGGACCUCACAAGAGCCAGGUACAGUAAGAUCAUGUUUGUGCUGCAGAUCGGCAGCCUCGCGCAGACAGACAGCUGUAACAUAGCUCUGGAUCAGCCCGACACGGUCGACCGGGCCGUGCUGCUGCAAUACAGCGUCAACAAUGGAGUGAGCUGGCACGUAAUCGCACAGCACCAGCCCAAAGACUUCAUAAAGGCCCAGAGAGUGUCCUACAAUAUUCCACUAGAGGCGCGAGUUAAAGGGGUGAUGCUGCGGUGGUGGCAGCCACGCCAUGACGGCGCAGGACAUGACCAGUGGGCGUUGGACCAUGUGGAAGUAGUUCUCGUGAGCACCCGUAAGCAAAACUACAUGAUGAACUUUGCCAGACAGACCGGCACACGUCACUAUUACAGCCGCAAGAGGCGGGCACUGCAGCAGCGUGCCUGAACCCCCCCCCCGAGAAGAAAUUCGCCCUCUGACCUGCCAAUCACGCAUUGAUCCGCCAUGUCCAUCCUCUCUGCUCCCGACGACGCGUCGCCCUGUCGAGUCCCUUCCACCGGCGGAUUCCAGGCGACCUUAGACCUCCCUCACCCAUCUCUCCCUACCCUCUGCCACAAACACCAGGCCAUCCAAUCAGCUUACGCCAGCCAAUCAAGGCCUUCGCCAACCACACGGAUCGGUGGGAAUGAAACUCGGAAGAAGGGAGCAAAGCGGCCAUUCUGUUUACUUUUCUCCAUGGACGGUCGGGGUUUCUAGUUGUUUUCUAAUUGUUGCUGUGGUCCCUCUGAUUUCUCAGACAACCCCCCCCCCCCUUCCGGCUUCACUCCCCCGUCACUCACCUUGCCUCUCCUCGCCCUCCUUUUCCCACCACACUGUGAAAUUGAGAUAAAAUAUCACUGCUGAACUGACAAGCCGAUUGGAGAGUUUCCUUCCAGUUCAACUGAGCCGUCGGGGGGGGGGGGGGGGGGGGGACCUCUCCGCCACCGCCAACCAGUUCGCCAAAAAGGGCGUGCAGGAUACCGACCAUUAAGAGGAAAAACGGUGAUGAAGAAGCGGGAAAAAAAACAAAAAAAUAAGAGUACUGUGUUCUUGCUGUUCUGUGUGUCUUUUUGUGAUGAGUUGACUGUGGUGUUCCGUUCAUUUGUUUGUUCGUUUUCUACUAAUUCAUACAGUAUGCUUUUAAAGGGGGAGGGGAUUUCUGUUUCCUUUUCGUUGUUUAUCUGGAAAGUAUUCGGGCAGGGUGGUAAAAACCUUGACCUGCGCAGGAAGAAGGAACGACAGAAUGAUUUGCACGACGGGAAAAGAAAAUAAGAAAAAAUGCGAGACUGAACAUUGACUUUUGUUUUCUUUUAGUCAUUUUUUAUAUGUGUUGGCUCCCGAAAGUACAGAUAUUUAUGGUAAAUGGUUCUUCACGUAACCUAUUUAAGAUGCACUGUGCGUGAAAUCUGUAUGUUAUUUUCUAGUGUUAAGUUAUUAGGCGGUCGAGUCAAGCUCUCAGACUGCAUCAUCUCCCCUCUUCUUUCUCUUCUCAUGUGCUGUUGCGCCCCCCCAAACCCCCCAAACCCCCACCUCCUCUCUUUACUGAUUUCUGAUACCUGGAGGUGAGGCUCUAUUAGUGUUGUUUUUUGAAGUCUGUGUAAUAUGGACCCUCUGCCCUCAGUGUAACUCCAGUAUAGCAAUCUCCUGUAUAUAUACGUGUAUAUCCACUAUGGGGAGACCCAGCAGCCUUAUAAAAGGGAAAUAAAGAACUGUCCAAACCUCA
Messenger RNA from Gasterosteus aculeatus aculeatus (three-spined stickleback), 12033 nucleotides. Lineage: Eukaryota; Metazoa; Chordata; Actinopteri; Perciformes; Gasterosteidae. The record is from RefSeq and is a predicted model, not a curated record.